AUGGCGCCCACGCCGAAUAAGCGGAGCAAAUCCUCCUCCUCCUCCUCCCCCAGUGGGCGAGGCGCAGCCUCCCCCAGGAAGCCGAGAACACCCGCCAAGACCUCCUCCCCCAAGACUCCGAGGAGGUCUCGAUCGACCGCUAAAUCCCCUGCAAGAUCCCCGUCCGCACAGAAGAAGUCGACGGGACGCUCCCCCGCGCGCAGGAGCAGCAGGGAGAGAUCGAGCAACGGGAGGGCGUCCAGGUCUCAGGAAACGAAAGGGAGAAUGCAGCGGGUCGAGAAGAUCUCGCUCUUAACUCAUCCUGUGAAGACCCUGUACCACUUCAACUGUGUUGUGCUAGAGUUCUUUCGGCAGCCCUUUCGAUGGCUCACAGAAGAGCAACACCGCGGAACACUGCUCGGGCUUGUUUCCGCCAUCCUCAUCACGAUAUCCCUCUUCUACAUUGAAGGCCCGCAUCAACCUGUCCUCCAGAGGGUGAGGCAUAACGUUCUGUACGUUGUGUGGUGGUUUGGACUGGGGGUGCUCUCCUCGGUCGGGUUAGGAACGGGAGCGCACACAGGCUCCCUGUACCUUUUCCCCCACAUCUGUGCGGUGGUAAGAACAGCAGAGAGCAGGAAAGCUUUGGAUUUCGAUCCGAGUUACAACAUGCUCAAGAUCACUCCGGCUCUUUCCAACGCGUUCGAGAUCCCCCCAGGUCCCCCAGCACCUGGAGCCACUCCGCCGACGAUGUACAACAUCUACAUGUCGUUGCUCUUCCCGGUGAUCGUCUGGGGGGUCGGGACGGCCCUGGGUGAGCUUCCGCCGUAUCUCAUAGCAUAUGGGCAUGCAAAAGCAGGAGAGAAGGACGAGGAGUACGAUGAGAUCAUGGACUCCAUAGCAGACUCCGACGAGGACUCGGCAAGCCUGUGGUCGAUAGCUGUAAAGACCUUCAAGUGGACUGAGAGAUGGAUGGUGGAGUUCUUGAGGCACAAUGGGUUCUGGGGAGUGCUCCUCUUCUCCUCAUACCCCAAUGCGAUGUUUGACAUGUGCGGGUUGUGCUGCGGUCACUCGAUGAUGCCCAUGUGGGAGUUCCUCCUUGCCACCACCAUCGGCAAAGGUUUCAUCAAGGCACCGAUGCAGGAGCUGCUGUUUGUUUGGAUCUUCUCCCACACAGGACGAGACGAGGUCAUGGCAAUCGCCAAGCGCGUCCUCCACAUCCUCCGUUGGUUUGUUGGCAUCCCCAUCGCAUCUUGCUUCUUCUACCUGAGCAUGCGCACCCGCAAGAUGCCCAGGAUGAUGUUGAUCCCGCUGGUCACGUUUGUCCUCGGCAUCUUGUUGGUUCUCAUCACCAUCGUCUCUGAGUUCCAAGAGCACUUCAACGUCGUGCAGAAGAUGGAGGAGGGCUUUGACAAGGUGUUGGCGUUCUGCGACAAGACCAAGCCGCAGACUGAAGUCAAGGGGUUGUCUUCUUAUUUCACUGCUAAGUCGUUCUUCAACUACUUUGUCACCGGCCUCAUUCUCUACUUCGUGAUGGACGUUAUCAACAACCUCGCGCAGGGACACGCUAAGGAGGAGGCUAAGAAGAUCAAGUCUUCAUGA
Messenger RNA from Guillardia theta CCMP2712, 1578 nucleotides. RefSeq lists its product as hypothetical. The record is from RefSeq and is a predicted model, not a curated record. The coding region runs from base 1 to 1578 and encodes 525 amino acids. Lineage: Eukaryota; Cryptophyceae; Pyrenomonadales; Geminigeraceae. The transcript is spliced from 8 exons.